This is a messenger RNA of Staurois parvus, 369 nucleotides long. Lineage: Eukaryota; Metazoa; Chordata; Amphibia; Anura; Ranidae. The record is from the annotation of a GenBank genome assembly.
GGGAGACCAGAUAUAGUGAAUGCAGGGUCCGGGGAGACCAGAUAUAGUGAAUGCAGGGUCCGGGGGAGACCAGAUAUAGUGAAUGCAGGGUCCAGGGGAGACCAGAUAUAGUGAAUGCAGGGUCCGGGGAGGGGAGACCAGAUAUAGUGAAUGCAGGGUCCGGGGAGACCGGAUAUAGUGAAUGCAGGGUCCGGGGAGACCAGAUAUAGUGAAUGCAGGGUCCGGGGAGACCAGAUAUAGUGAAUGCAGGGUCUGGGGGGAUCAGAUAUAGUGAAUGCAGGGUCCGGGGAGACCAGUUAUAGUGAAUGCAGGGUCUGGGGAGACCCGAUAUAGUGAAUGCAGGGUCCGGGGAGACCCGAUAUAGUGAAU